UUUAUAUAUGCAAAAUGUAGUUUUACAUGAUCUCAUGUGAAGCCACCACGUUUCAUUUACCCUCCGUGUAACCUCACCGACUUUGCCCAGUUUAAGAUAUGGCAUCUGAGUGCUGUCUCAGUCUCACCAAAUACUUCCUCUUUCUCUUCAACUUGAUAUUCUUUCUCUUAGGAUCUCUCCUCCUAUCUAUGGGACUAUGGAUACUACUUUCAGAGGAUAAAAUGUUCAAGAUUUUUGAAGUGCCUCCUCCUCCCUACAUUUCCAUCCAUCUCUUGUCUUACUUGUUGAUCAUCAGUGGCUCUGUGACCAUGUCAUUAGGCUUCUUAGGAUGUCUAGGUUCUCUGAAGACUGUCAAAUGCCUGCUGGCAACUUAUUUUAUCCUGCUCACGAUUCUUCUCGCGGCUCAGAUAGUGGGUGCGGUUCUUUUCUACACCCAGAAGACUGAGCUGGCUGUUUCACUACAGGAUCAAACUGUUAAACUAAUAAACUCAUUUGGACAAAAUAAUUCCAGUUUCAAGAGUUUUGAAACAACUCUACUGGAUAUUCAGAAGAAGGCCAAAUGCUGUGGUUGGAAUGGAAUAAAAGACUGGGGUAAAUCUAUACCCUGUUCUUGCUACGUCAAUGCUACUGUCAAUGCGACAUAUGAAAUAAAAGAUCCAAAAUGUUUCACGUGUUCCUCAAAUAGUUCCUGUUCAGAUGGGAUUCAUUAUGAGGGUUGCGGUGAGAAAAUAAAGACAUGGCUGGAUGAAAAUCUUCUCUUAAUUUUGGUGUUUAUUUUGGCCAUUUGUGUGGUGGAGAUAUGUGGUAUGAUCCUUUCGAUGUGUCUGUAUAAAGAGGGUUCUGUGGAGUACAACACAAUUUUCUACUAAGAUGACCAAGAUCAGUGAGUGAGGGGGGAAAAGUCAAGCAUUUGCUUUCUGUCAUUCAUUUGUAUGAUGUUUUUGAUGUAUGAUGUUUUCCUUGUUAUUCCGAUGCUAUGUGUUUUUAUCUGUUUAGGGAAAAGUACAAAUAAUUUGAACCUGUUGAAAUAAUAUUUAAAGGAUAUAAGCUUUUAUUUCUUAAUUCUCAGAACAUGUUGCAUGUGACCAAGAAUGUUCUCAUUUGUUCAGUUUAGCCAGUGGGUGAGAAAAACGUUAGGGUGAGGCAGUAUAAUAUUUCACCAUUGUUGUGCACACAAAGCAGAUAACAUCAAUACUGAGGCAAUGAGUGUGAUACUGUUCACAUAACAUGUAUUCUACAUGUAAAAUAUUAGAACUCAAAUUUUCCUUCAAUAUAUAUAUAUAUAUAUAUAUAUAUAUAUAUAUAUAUAUAUAUUUUUUUUUUUAUGUAAGGUGACAAGUAGUAUAGCAUGUGGCUUUUAAAAAAAUUUUAUCUUUUGAAUUGAAUCUUUAAAGUGAAUUGUGUAACACACUUUGUAAAACAGGGUAAUUGUAAUAAAACUGCUGUUGCUAAAUGGAAAAUAAUAAUAAAAAAUACGUUAUAAAGUUA
Molecule: messenger RNA, 1488 nt
Organism: Carassius auratus (goldfish)
Lineage: Eukaryota; Metazoa; Chordata; Actinopteri; Cypriniformes; Cyprinidae
Gene: cd37
Product: CD37 molecule
Exons: 9
Coding region: 99-869 (256 amino acids)
Cellular component (GO): plasma membrane
Source: RefSeq, a predicted model, not a curated record